Messenger RNA from Nannospalax galili (Upper Galilee mountains blind mole rat), 2451 nucleotides. It is a transcript of the gene Stx1a, whose product is annotated as syntaxin 1A. Gene Ontology annotation, cellular component: synaptic vesicle; SNARE complex; presynaptic active zone membrane. Gene Ontology annotation, molecular function: SNARE binding; SNAP receptor activity. The coding region runs from base 389 to 1255 and encodes 288 amino acids. The record is from RefSeq and is a predicted model, not a curated record. The transcript is spliced from 10 exons. Lineage: Eukaryota; Metazoa; Chordata; Mammalia; Rodentia; Spalacidae. Gene Ontology annotation, biological process: intracellular protein transport; synaptic vesicle fusion to presynaptic active zone membrane; exocytosis.
UGGCCAGUCUAGAUUAGGGAUACUGGGUGGCUGAGUCCAAGGGAGCUGAGGCAGGAUAGAGGGAGAGAGGGAGAAAGAGAGAGACAGAGACAGAGAGAGAAACUGGGGCCUCAUCGUGGGCAGGACUCACGCGUGGACACACUGGACGCGGUACUGGGUCACGACAGCUGGGUUCGCACCCCUUUGGGGACUCCCAGGAUAUAGGGGUGGAGCCCUGGGCGUGGCCUAGCUGGGAGAGGACGGGUGAUGGGCGUGGCCACCUGGGGCUGGGCCCGGGGGUCCUGGGGACCUGGGCGGGGCCGGGCUGCCGCUGCGCAGCCGCGGGGCGGCAUCCGCGCAUGCGGGGCUCAGCCGACUACAGCCAGCGCCUGCUGCCACUCCCGGGAGCAUGAAGGACCGAACUCAGGAGCUUCGCACGGCCAAGGACAGCGAUGAUGAUGAUGAUGUCACUGUCAGCGUGGACCGAGACCGUUUCAUGGAUGAGUUCUUCGAGCAGGUGGAAGAAAUCCGGGGCUUCAUUGACAAGAUUGCUGAGAAUGUGGAGGAGGUGAAGCGAAAACACAGUGCCAUCCUGGCCUCCCCCAACCCUGAUGAGAAGACAAAGGAGGAGCUGGAAGAGCUCAUGUCAGACAUAAAGAAGACAGCAAACAAAGUUCGCUCCAAGUUAAAGAGCAUCGAGCAGAGCAUCGAGCAAGAGGAAGGCCUGAACCGCUCGUCCGCAGACCUGAGGAUCCGGAAGACGCAGCACUCAACGCUGUCCCGGAAGUUUGUGGAGGUCAUGUCUGAGUACAACGCCACACAGUCGGACUACCGCGAGCGCUGCAAGGGGCGCAUCCAGAGGCAGCUGGAGAUCACUGGCAGGACCACUACCAGUGAGGAGUUAGAAGACAUGCUGGAGAGUGGGAACCCCGCCAUCUUUGCCUCUGGGAUCAUCAUGGACUCCAGCAUCUCGAAGCAGGCUCUGAGUGAGAUUGAGACCCGGCACAGUGAGAUCAUCAAGCUGGAGAACAGCAUCCGGGAACUCCAUGACAUGUUCAUGGACAUGGCCAUGCUGGUUGAGAGCCAGGGAGAGAUGAUUGACAGGAUCGAGUACAACGUGGAGCAUGCCGUGGAUUACGUGGAGAGGGCUGUGUCUGACACCAAGAAGGCUGUCAAGUACCAGAGCAAGGCCCGCAGGAAGAAGAUCAUGAUCAUCAUCUGCUGUGUGAUCCUGGGCAUCGUCAUUGCCUCCACCAUUGGCGGCAUCUUUGGAUAGAAACCACCCCGCCCACCAUUCCACUCUGGAUGGGUCUCCCUGAGGAGGCCCCUGGCUGCUGCACCUGGCUGGGUUUCCCUCCCUACUCCUGCCUUCUGGCUGGGAGCCCUCUCCUCCCACACUGCUCCCCUCUCUGCCAUGGGGCUCCCAUUCCCACCCUGCCCUGAGCCGUGUCGUGUGCAUGACCUUGUGACAGUGUGUGUCUGUACAUGAGGCAGAGGGGAGCAGGGCCAGGAACAGCCAGAGGAGCUGAGGACAGAUCAGUGUGGGAAAGACUCAGGCCCUGGCCAGGACUGCCUUUCUUUAAGUCUACCCUUCCCUGGGACUUGGGCUCCUUUCUGGACCCAAACCUUGCCCUCAUCCACCCUGCCCUCUGGCCUCUCCAGCUCUCCCCACCAUGCCCAGCUGCCUGGAGGGUGGGGACCAGCUGACCACAUGGUGCUGCUUUUCGGGUUAGGGGAGUGGUGUCCCAAAGACAGCCCAGCACUGAGUCUCUGUUAGCUGACCACUGCCAGGGGGCUCAGGGUGCCUUGGCUGCUAUGUCAGGAGCACCUUGUCUCCUACUCUGGGCAAAACCUGACAUUGUCUCUGGCCCAAGGGCCAAGUCCCUGGGCUGGGCCUGAGCAUGGUGACCUUCUGGAAAGUUUGGUGGUGCCAUCUCCAGCCUUGCUCAGCGCUGGGGAGGUGAACAGGCUGCAGGCCUCUGCCCACAGUCUCUAACAGGCAUGUUGAGUCUGUGGCUAAAGUUGCAUGUUGGGGACACUGGUCCCUGGUCUCGUGAUCUGGUAAGCCAGGCAUCCCUGCAGUCUCACCCUACCCUCACUGUCUCCCACUGAUGUGCCACAUGGUGUCAGGUAUCCAGGAUGCAGUAUUCAGCAGCCAGGAGGGGAGGGCCUCCUUACUUCCCUCCCCUGCCAUCUUGGGGUUUCUCAGUCAGAAAUGUGCCCCCCACCCCACCCCAGAACCCCUUUCUCAUCCACAGGCAAGGAGUGUGCAUGUGAGCGCAUGCCAUGGGGGUCGGGGCCGUGUCUGUAUGCCCCACCUUCCUUCAGCUUGGCUCCUGCCCAAUGACUGUCUGUGCUGCCUUCUCUCACGGCCACUUCCCUCCAUCCCUUCACCAAAGGUCUUGGUACAACCAGCUGCCCAUUUUGUGAGAUUUUUAUGUAGAAUAAAUAUUUGUAUCUGUAGUGAGCCUA